CUCUGUUUCUGCCUGCUCUGCCAAGUGGCCUCAGCGGUGCUGAGUAUCGUCCGCGGGACCCACCAGGUGCCUUGGAGUUGGCUGCAGCCAUGGAGAAAGGCCCCUGGCCUGUGUCUGCCCACCUAGACGUCCUCUCCUUGGAGAACCGGAGCCUGGCUAUGCUUCCUAACUGGCAGCCUGUGGACGAGCCUCCUGGGUAUACAUCUGCUCCCUCAGACAUGCUGUCCUUGAAGAGCCAGUGCCUGACCAGAAUUUCUGACCUGAAGACCAUGGGAAAACCACAUGGGCCUGUGUCUGCCCACCCAGACGUCCUCUCCUUGGAAAACCGGAGCCUGAGUUCCCUCCCGAGUGUAAAGAGCAGCGUGUCUGCGGGCCCCUCGGGCCAGUGUCUCCAGCUACCUCACCCGAUGCGUGCUAACACGAGCAGCCUGCACACCAGCACAGGCCUGCUGUCUGAGGCUCCCAGCAGCAGGAGGGCCCAGUGUCUGUCUGCUGCAGAGACAGUUCAGGGUCAUCUGCGCUGUUCCAAAGAAGAGAAAACGUCAGCACUGAGGGAAGGGGAAGGGGCCCAGAUGCCUUUUUAUAGCCUAAGCUUGGGAGAAGAGGAGGAGGAGGAGGAACUGAAUUCACAGCUUUCCACAGAGGAUUUGGAGUCUCAUCCUAAUUCCACUGACCAGUACCUGCAGGAAAACAAGAUGAUUCUGCUGAGCAGACUGUGCUCUACUGUGAUCUCAAAUGAAAACAGGAAUAUUAAAGCUGCUCUCUUCAGACCCAUCUUUUUAGUCUGUAAUAUGAUUGCCCGCCUGGAGCCUGAGUUCAUCCUCAAGGCAUCUUUGUACGCCAGGCAGCAGCUGAACCUCCGGGAUGUGGCCAACAUGGUCCUGGCCAUUGCCGCCUACUUGCCCGCCUGCCGUCCCCACGUGCGUCGCUAUUUCUGUGCCAUCGUCCACUUGCCUUCCGACUGGAUCCAGGUCGCGGAGUUCUACCAGGCAUUGGCUAAAAAAGAGGAACAUAAGCUGGCGCCACUUCCUGCCUGCCUCCGGGCUGCUAUGACUGACAAGUUCGCUCAGUUCGAUGAGUACCAACUGGCUAAGUACAACCUGCGCAGGCACCGCGCCAAGAGUCGCCCCCGCCGGCCUCUUCGGCCUCCAGAGCGUCCAUUUUCUGAGAGAAGACAUUUUCCAACUUACCUUUGGCCUAUUAAAAAAAUACAGAUUAAGGUCCCUGCCCUGGGAGCUCCACCCUCCCUGGUGCUGUGCUCACGACCCUCCCUUGUGCUGCAGAAGUCGGUGAUCCACAGUCGGCAGUUGCCCUUCAGAUUCCUUAAUGCCCACGAUGCCCUCGAUCACCUUGCGGGUCAGCUCUGCAAUCAAGCGCUGCCCUUUCCUUCGAAUACAAAGCUGCUGAGGCAGAUGAUGAUAAGAAACUCAAAAUGCAUGACGAAGUACCCACGGUACCUUUGCAAACUCGGCCGCCGGAAGCUCCGAGCAGCAAUGAUGAUCCCUGCGAUAUAUGAGCAGCUCAAGAGGGAUAAGCUGAAAGUGCACAAGGCCAGACACUGCAAAUAUGACCUGGAGCUGCUAGACCGGUACCGCCAGGCCUUGGAGGUAGCCGUGAACCUCUCUGUGAAGCACAACCUGCCCCCGCUGCCAGGCCGCACCAUCUUUGCCUACCUGACAGACUGUGAUGCAGACCACUUCUGUACCAAAAGCAACACACAGGGGCCCCCCCUCAACUAUGUGCUGCUGCUGAUGGCAAUGACCGUGGCGCAGGCGGAGCAGGCAGAGGUCGUGCUGUGCGGACACGGUUCUCUGAAGACCGCCGAGCUUGCGGCAGAGGAAGGCAUCCUGAAGACUGCCCUCAAACUCCAGGCUCAAGUGCAGGAGUUGGAGGAAGGGGAUGAGUCACCUGUGCAUACUUACAAGAAGUACCUGCUGUCUGUGGCUGUCCGCAGGGUGCCUGUGGACAGAGUUAUUGUCUUUGGUUUCCCGUCCUGUUACGGUGUGCCACUUUUAGCCCCAUACAUUAUCUGGCAGCAUGUGAAUCCCAAGUGUCUCUUUGUUACUGUCCUCCUAAAGCAAAUGAGUAGGUUUGUAAACUGGAAUCCCAGUUACUUGACGCUCUCAGGCUGUACAGACGGGAUGCUGAGGUUCAUUUCAGAGUAUGGGGCAUCACAUCUUCUAGAACAUGUAGGACAGAUGGACAGAAUAUUCAAGAUACCACCACCUCCGGGAAAGACGCAGGCCCCGAUGCUCCGGCCACUUGGAGAGGACGCUCCCAGCCCCUUGGCUCCUCUGUCGCAGCAUGGCUGGCACAACAUCCGGCUGUUCAUUUCCUCCACUUUCCGGGACAUGCAUGGGGAGCGGGACCUGCUGCUGAGGUCCGUAUUGCCAGCACUGCAGACCCGAGCCGCCUCCCACCGCAUCAGCCUUUAUUUCAUCGACCUGCGCUGGGGUGUCACCGAAGAGGAGACCCGGAGGAACAGAGAGCUGGAGGUGUGCCUCGGAGAGGUGGAGAACUCCCAGCUGUUUGUGGGGAUUCUGGGCUCCCGCUAUGGCUACGUUCCCCCCAGCUACAACCUUCCUGACUAUCCUCACUUCCGUUGGGCCCAGCAGUACCCACCAGGCCGCUCUGUAACAGAGAUGGAGGUGAUGCAGUUCCUGAACCAGGAUAAAUGCCUGCGGCCCUCUGCCCGGGCUCUCAUCUAUCUCCGGGAUUCCAGUUUCCUCAGCUCUGUGCCAGAUACCUGGAGACCUGACUUCAUUUCUGAGUCAGAAGAGGCCGCCCAGAGGAUGUCAGAACUGAAGGCUUACCUCAGCAGACAGGAGGAGAUCACCUGCCGUAGGUACUCCUGUGAGUGGGGGGGCACAGCGGCUGGCCGGCCCUUCACCGGGGGGCUGGAGGAGUUCGGGCAGGUGGUUCUCCAGGAUGUGUGGGGUAUGAUCCAGAAGCUCUACCUACAGCCUGGGGCCGAGCCGGAGAGGCCAGUGUCCAUCCCAGAUGAUGAGAUGGUACAGGCCACCUAUCAGGAGCUACAGUGCCCACCGAGUCCUGCCCGGCCUCGGCUACUUCAGGACACAGUGAGGGAGCUGAUGCUGCCCCAUGGGAAGCUGAGCCUGGUGAUUGGGCAGUCGGGACAGGGCAAGACCGCCUUCCUGGCAUCCCUUGUGUCAGCACUGCGGGCUCCAGCUGGGGCCAAGGUGGCUCCGUCUGUCUUCUUCCACUUCUCAGGAGCCCGGCCCGACCAGGGUCUUGCCCUCAGCCUGCUCAGGCGCCUGUGUACCUACCUGCAAAGACAGCUGCAGGAAGCCAGUGCCCUCCCCAGCACGUACAGGGGCCUGGUGUGGGAACUUCAGCAGAAGCUGCUGCCCACCUGCGCUGAGACCCUCCAGCCCAGCCAGACCCUGGUGCUGAUCAUCGACGGGGCUGACAAGUUGGUGAACCAGAAUGGGCAGCUCAUCUCAGACUGGAUCCCAAAGUCCCUUCCCAGGAGGGUACACCUGGUGCUGAGUGUGUCUAGUGACUCUGGCCUUGGCGAGACCCUUGAGCAGAGCCAGGGUGCCCAUGUGGUCACUCUGAGGCCUCUGGACCCACCUGACCGAGCCCAGCUGGUGAGGGAGGAACUAGCACUAUAUGGAAAGCGGCUGGAGGAGUCGCCUUUCAACAACCAGAUGCGAUUGCUGCUAGUGAAGCGGGCAUCAGGCCUGCCGCUGUACCUGCGCCUGGUCACCGAUCACCUGCGACUCUUCACACUCUAUGAGCAGGUGUCAGAGAGACUUCGCACCCUGCCUGCCACUAUGCCCCUGCUGCUGGACCACAUCCUGAGCACCCUGGAGCAGGAGCACGGCCAGGACAUCCUCCCCCGAGCGUUGGCCACCCUGGAAGUCACACACAGCGGUCUGACUGUGGAGCAGCUGCAUGCAGUGCUCAGUGCAUGGCGGAAUCUGCCCAAGGGCACUGAGAGCUGGGAGGAGGCCAUGGCUGCUGGGAGCACUGGAGAGCCUUACCCCACAGGCCCAUUUGCCUACCUCGUGCAGAGUCUGCGCAGUUUGCUAGGGGAAGGCCCUCUGGAGCGCCCUGGUGCCCGCCUCCGGCUUCCGGAUGGACCCCUGAAGACAGCAGCCAAACAUCGCUAUAGAAAAAUGCAAGGUCUGCAGAGCACGGCACACGUCCUCAUUGCAGCUCUGCUCUGGAAGGCAUGUGACGCUUCAGGCUCCUUCCGACAUUGUCAUCCACAGGCUCUGGGAGACCUGCCGGGCCACCUGCUCCAGAGUGGGAACCGUGCCCUUCUGGUGAACUUCCUCAGCAGCAUGCACGUGGUGGCCGCCCACCUGGACUUGGGCCUGCUGCCCCAGCUCUUGGAGGCGCAUGAGCUCUACGCUUCUUCAGUCCCUGAGGAGGAGCACAAGCUCCCUGAGGCUGCUGUUGCAGCAUUCCACACCUUCCUGAGGCAGCAGGCCCCGGUCCUCAGCCGCUACCCCCUCCUUCUGCGCCAGCAGGCCACCAACCAGCCUGCAGACUCCCCUGUUAGAUUUCCAGUUGCUUUCCUUCCCUAAAUGCCCCUCUUUGCCUGCUCUUCCUCCAGCUCCAGCCUGUCUCUGGCGAUUCCCUCAUCCCCCACUGCUGUAGCCAUCUCUCUUAGUGGACAUGGAGCAGCUGUGGGCACUGCCAAUGGGACACUGUACCUUUUGGAUCUGAGAACUUGGCAGGAGGAGAAGUCCAUAGUGAGUGGCUGUGACGGGAUCUCGUCCUGCGCUUUCCUCUCCGACAGUGCCCUGUUUGUUAGCGCCUUUGAUGGGCUCCUAGAGCUCUGGGACCUGGAGCACGGUUGUCUGGUGCUGCAGACCAAGGCUCACCAGGACCAGGUCACGGGCUGCUGCCUGAGCCCAGACCGCCGGCUUCUGGCCACCGUGUGUGUGGGUGGGGGCCUAAAGAUUUGGGACACAGUCCGUGGGCAGCUUUCCUGCCAGCACACUUGUGCCAAGCCCCUCACCUGCGUUGCCUUCCACCCAGAGGGGCAGGCACUAGCCACUGGCAGCUGGGCAGGCAGCAUCAGCUUCUUCCAGGCAGAUGGACUCAAAGCCACCAAGGAGCUGGGGGCUCCAGGAGCUUCUGUGCGAACGUUGGCCUUCAGUGCACUGGGGCAGGUUGUGGCUGUUGGCCGGCUGGACGGGAAGGUGGAGCUCUGGGCCUGGCAAGAGGGGGCAUGCCUGGCCACCUUCCCUGCUCACAGUGGUUUUGUUUCUGCUGCACUUUUCCUGCAUGCCCAGAGCCAGUUACUGACAGCUGGAGAGAAUGGCAAGGUUCAGGUGUGGUCAGGCUCCCUGGGUCAGCCCCGGGGAUGCCUGGGCUCCCUCCCUCUCUCUCCUGCCCUCUCAGUGGCUCUCAGCCCAGACAGUGCGCAGGUGGCAGUUGGGUACCGAACAGAUGGCAUUAAGGUCUACAGAAUCCCUUCAGGUCCCCAUCGUGUGCAGGGUCGAAUGCUAGACAUGGCAGUGUCUGCACUGGCCUGGCUGAGCCCCAAGGUGUUGGUGAGCGGUGCAGAAGAUGGCAGCCUGCAGGGCUGGGUGCUCCAGGAAGGCGCUGUGCUUCAGGACCUCUGGCUCCUGCCCGGAAACCAGAAGGCGGUGCUGGGCCUGGCCUCCUCCCAGGACCUUCUGGCUUCUGCCUCAGAGGAUUUCACAGUGCAGCUCUGGCCAAAGCAGUUGCUGACACAGCGGCACAAGGCAGGACACUUGCCCCAAUGCACUGCGCUCCGGGGACACCGGGGCCCUGUAAGUUGCUGUAGCUUCAGCAUGAAUGGAGGCAGCCUGGCCACUGGCGGCAGGGAUCGGAAUCUCCUGUGCUGGGAUGUGCGGACCCCGCAGAGCCCUCUUAUGAUUCGCUCCUUCCCUGCCUGUCACCGUGAUUGGGUCACUGGCUGUGCCUGGACCAGAGAUGACCUGUUGGUCUCCUGCUCCAGUGAUGGCUCUGUGGGGCUGUGGGACCCGGAGUCGGGACAGCAGCUUGGUCAUUUCCUGGGUCAUCAGAGUGCAGUGAGCGCCGUGGGGGCUGUGGAAGAACACGUGGUGUCCGUGGACCGGGACGGGACCCUGAAAGUGUGGGACCGUGGAGGUAUGGAGCUGACCAGCAUCCCCGCGCACUCAGGGCCCAUCAGCCAGUGCGCAGCGGCCCUGGAGCCCCGCCCAGCUGGACAGGCUGGCUCAGAGCUUCUGGUGGUGACUGUCGGCCUGGACGGGGCCACGCGGCUGUGGCAUCCACUCUUGGUGUGGCAGACACACACCCUCCCGGGACACAGUGGUCCUGUCAGUGCAGCUGCGGUCUCCCAGCGCUCGGGCCUGCUGCUGACCGCCUCAAGCGAUGGUUCAGUGCGGCUGUGCCAGGUUCCUCAGGAAGCAGAUGACACCAGUGCCCUGAGGAGUUUCACAGCCAUCACCGCAGUGGCCUGGGGGCCAGAUGGUUCUGUGGCUCUGUCUGGAAAUCUAGCUGGGGAAUUAACCCUGUGGCAGGACGCCAGGCCUGUGGCCACAGCACAGGCCCCCGGCCGCGUCAGCACUCUGCUCUGCGACUCAGCCUACAACUUCUUCGUUCUCAGUGAUGAUGAAAAGAUCACCGAGUGGCACGUGCUCGAUUCUCCGGGGCAGAGGGGUUCAACAUCUGGGUGAGUCAGGCUUCACCUACACCGAGUUCUGCAAGAACAUGGAAUCCUCACAGGUCUGCACCUGGCCCCUGAUGGCCAAUCCCUCAUCUUGGUCGAUGAGAAUUUGGAUGUACUACAUAUGACACCUGGGGAUGAUCCAUCUGUCAUCGAGGAAACGUAUCAAACUUGUCCUGUAGUAUUGUCCACACACAAAGAAUACGGGGUGUUCUACAUGGACGAUGACAAUGUGUGUCUCUUGGUAAGUUCUAUUGUGAAGCAAAAGGAAACAGGAGAGUUUGACGGCUCUGUGCGCUAUUACAUGUGUUAUGAGGAUGUUACUAAGACCCCAGAGCUGAUGACUCAGGCCAAACCCGAAUCUGGUGAGUGGGCUGGGAAGACUGGAGGGGCCCUGUGGACCCUGGCUGGAUGCACCCACGGAGGAGAAUGGAGCACAGGCAACAUCUGGCAGACAGAAGUGAAAGCACCUGAAGCCCAGGCUUCAGGGACAGACACAGCAUGUGGCAGGGCGGACAAGUUAAAGGUGCAGCAGCGUAGAAAGAUUCACUCGGAUUCUGUCACAGCCCUCCAUGUGCUUCCUGAGAUGCUGGUGACAGGCUCGAAGGACAGAGAUGUGAAGCUGUGGUCAAGGCCCAGUAUGCAACUGCUGGGCCUGUUCCGAUGUGAAGGGGCAGUGAGUUGCCUGGACCCGUGGCUGGGACCUGACUCGACCCUGCAGCUCGCCGUGGGAGAUACACAGGGCCACGUAUACUUCUUGUCCUGGGAGUGAAGAUGGACUACUCGGGAACACAGGACACCACUUGUGCUAGAGAUGCAGAGCCUCAAGGUUCUGUGGUGCCUCCUUUCCCGAUUACACAAAUGAAGUGUCAGCGCGUCUUCAGCACAGCCAUGUCUGUGUUCUCAUGUGACUUCAGACCAGGAAGGAAGAAGAUAUGGGUGUUCUGUUAUUUUCAUUUCUUUUCUCAUCUACCAUUAAUUCCUGAUGCAACUUGAAGAUGUGACGCACAUGUUGAGUAGGUGCUCUCAUUGUACCCAGGGUUGGGAGCUCCUGUGUCCAUCACUGGCCCAGGA
Molecule: messenger RNA, 7729 nt
Organism: Octodon degus (degu)
Lineage: Eukaryota; Metazoa; Chordata; Mammalia; Rodentia; Octodontidae
Product: telomerase protein component 1-like
Exons: 52
Biological process (GO): telomere maintenance via recombination
Cellular component (GO): telomerase holoenzyme complex
Molecular function (GO): telomerase activity; telomerase RNA binding; protein binding
Source: RefSeq, a predicted model, not a curated record